AUCAUUGUGAAGUCAACAGUCGGAAUCCUAACGUGGACAGUGGAUGUCAAGUGACUAUUUCUCUGACGAUGCGAAGUAAGGUAUCUGUGCGUGUCUAAGUUUCGAAAAGCUUUUAUGCUUCGGCAAAAAAACACAUCCCGUGAAACUCAUAGUGAAUGGACCACUAGACAAGAACUCCAGUUGUAUAAACAAAUACAAACAAGUUCAGAAAAUAGAUAUCUGUAGACCCGUUGUUGAUUAGCACAUGGACAUGAUCCUGCGGUACAUUUUGGGAUGUUUACUCGUUUGCUGUGUCGCAGAAGGUUUCAAAAUAUUGGUUAUAUACCCGAGUCCUGCAUUCAGCCAUCAGCGUCCAAUCAUGGCCCUCACGGAGUAUUUGGUUCAGAAAGGGCAUGAGCUCUACGUGGUUAGCCCAAACCCCGUUCCCGGCCUGGGACAGAAUUCUAACUACACUUACGUUGACGUCUCAUUUUCUUACAAAUACUUCAGCGAUGAAAAGAAAGAGGAUACAGUCACGACUCAGGAAGAUAUGUCCAAGUGGGCGUUCGCAGAAAUUUUCAAACCAUUAGCCAACAUAGCUGCAGCGCAAUUCCAAAGCGAGGCUUUCAUGCAGUUCCAGAGGCGAAUAGAAUCCGAGAGCGUGUCAUUCGAUGUCGUCAUCGUUGAGACCAUUUUCACUCCUUACGCAUGCCCGGUCACUUGGAAACUCACCGGAUCCGCGCCGAUCAUCUCGAUGUCAACCCUCUCGAUGAUCAACUCCGCGGAAGAGAGUCUCGGUAGCAUCCCCCAUUCGUCCUUCGUUCCCUCCUUGCUCAGCGAUUACACGGACAGAAUGAGCUUUUGGCAGAAGAUAGAGAACUGGAUAUCCGAUAGGUACAUCUACAACGGUUUCAAGGAUACGAUGGAGGCCGCUGCCAGAAGAUUUUCCGUGGAAACUUACGGCCCGGAAUUUGAGAGUCUUGUCGACGGGUGUUGGAAAACGGUCAGCCUUUCCUUAAUCGCUUCGAAUUCUCUGUUUUUUUACCCGAGGCUCCUGGGUCCUAACGUCAUUGAGGUCGGGCCUUUGCAUCUUAAACCCCCCAGAAAGCUGCCAAAGGAUUUACAAGACUGGCUGGACGGUGCGGAAAAAGGCGUUAUUUAUUUCAGCAUGGGAAGCAAUUUUAAAAGUAAAUCUCUGUCCAAGACAGCUCGAGCCAACUUUUUCAAGUUUUUCGAGGGAUUGCCUCCUGGAUAUCGGGCCCUUUGGAAAGACGAGGCUCAAAAUAUUCCAAAGCAUGCGAGUAAUAUUUUAACUCGAGAGUGGUUUCCUCAAGAAAGCAUAUUAGCACAUCCUAAAAUAAGAGUAUUCAUCACGCAAGGAGGUCUUCAGAGUUUUCAGGAGGCGGUUCACUAUGGAGUUCCAAUGGUUGGGAUUCCAUGGUAUGGAGAUCAAGCGAGUAUGGUUUCAAAGAUGGUGGAUGCCAAAAUUGGAGCCCGGUUACUUCCGAAAGAACUUGAGUCGUUUGAAAAAGUCAAAUCCGUCAUCGAGAGUGUUCUACACGGAGAGAGCAUCUUGGAAAACAUGCGUAAAUACUCAGCGAUAUCGCGUGAUUUAAGCUCAAUUGCCUUGGAGGAAGCGACCUUUUGGGUGGAGCAUGUGGCAAGACAUGGCGGAGCAGAUCACUUAAGACCUUCUACCGCUGACACGACCCUUUUCCACUUUCUCUGCCUUGACAUCAUUGCUGUCAUUUUAGCCUUUACGCUUACCAUUAUUUUAUUUUUCUAUUACCUUUGUAAGCUUUUGUUUCGAGUAUUCCUGGGCAAAUCGACAAAAGCAAAAUCAGCUUGAUUUUUAUCAAUGAACUUCAAUACAUUACUAUCGAUGUCGCGUCGAACACUCUCUUACCCCACGAAAAGAUAUUGCCUCAAUAUCCAAUAUUGAUGAGGGAUGUUAUUGCCAGUUGGUACCAGCAAAAAAAGAGACAAUGCUUUUUUGCCUUUUGCUGGUUUUUUUACGCUCCGCUGUUUUUCGAUCACUUGCAUGACGUUUUUGGGUAAUAUCGCUUGUUAAUCUACAAAUUGCAAUAUUGCCAGGAGAUAUUGUAUCAAUAUUUCUUGGGAUCAUCGCUUUACAGUAUUAUCAGCAAUAUUAAUUUCUUCAUCUAACUUCUGACUAGGGCCAUGACCCUGUUUGUCUAGCCUCUAAAUUAAUAAAAUAUGAUGGCGAUGAGAGAGAUCACUUAAUACUCCGGGGAUGAAAGGCGGCUCUGUGUCCAUCUCUUUGGCGGUCGUCCGGGUCGCCUUUGGCUAUGAGGUCGUCCUACCGUACAAAUCUUGGCAAGCCUUUCCCCGUCCAUCCACUCAACAUGUUCCGACCAAAUUUUCCGGCGCAUCUUAAUAUUAAUUUCUAGGAGUUAAUCACGCCAAUAUAUCAUUCUCAUCUAAUAGGUAACUUUGCAUCAACGUUGUCACCAUGUUAACACAUUGCCUAAACUUAUCCUUCUCCUUAACUUUCUACUUCCUUGAGUGGAGUAUCCUUUUAUGCAAGAGAAUAAAGACUGCGGUUUGUCAGGUAGUUCUUGAAUCGGUUUUUACCGACGUGAGGUUGCCGGGACUAUGUAAUAUUCCGUUUUGUUUAGACAGUGCUCUAAUUAAAAUAAUGUAUCUAAUAAUGGAGGUAAUAUUCUUCAAUGCUAUUAAAGACGACAAUUUCUAUGACUCUAAAUCAUACACACAUUCCAACUCCACUAGUUGUAGAAUUGGGCCUAACUAAGAGCCCUUAAAGCAUUAGACUUUUUGUUGGGAAUGAGUAGAUAACGAUCAGAUUGUCUAAUGUUAUGAGCAAACAUUCUAAGAAUAUGCAACAUUUGAGAAUUGCUUAUUCUUAUGCGGAAUUGGCAUGCAAGAAGCUAAAUUAUAUGAAGAUCGAAACAUAAAGCAUGUACAAGAAAUACUAAAAUAUAAUAUUUUUAAAACAAUAA
Molecule: messenger RNA, 2960 nt
Organism: Bemisia tabaci
Lineage: Eukaryota; Metazoa; Arthropoda; Insecta; Hemiptera; Aleyrodidae
Source: RefSeq, a predicted model, not a curated record